Dreissena polymorpha is the source of this 4281-nucleotide messenger RNA. RefSeq lists its product as uncharacterized. NCBI's taxonomy places the organism in Eukaryota, Metazoa, Mollusca, Bivalvia, Myida, Dreissenidae. Bases 72 to 1694 code for a protein of 540 amino acids. The transcript is spliced from 10 exons. The record is from RefSeq and is a predicted model, not a curated record.
CCAUGUAUAAACAGUUAACAACCAUUGCAUCUUGAUUUGGAUUGUAUGAGUAUAAUAAAGCUGACAACGAUAUGCAUUUGUUGAACAGUGUGGGAGUUUUUGCAUGUGCUAUUAUAGUAAAAGGUGAAUACUUUUUAAGCAAGACAUCAACCAGCUGGUAUAAUGUACAAUGUUCAAUGGCAGAACCGGAGCUUGAAUUUAAGAAUGGCCACUUUGAACUCAGAGAAUCGAUUAACCUGCUGCCAAGAAAUCCUGAAGCAUGGGUCGGCUAUAUUUCCACAAAGGUUCCUUUUUUGUUCUUAGGUUGUGCGAAGUUGUCGAGUAGCCACAUUUUUACAGUGCAGAGCAUUGGUUACUGCCAUAACGUGUGUGGUGGUGGAAUGUUUGGAAUAAAAUCCAGCGUUCAGUUUGAGUGUCGAUGUGCAAGCCAAUCAGUGGCUAUACUGCUGCAGCAAUGCUUCGGGAAUAUUUGCAGCGACUGUUGGUCAAUUUACACUAAAACAACUGCCACCGCCUAUGAUAGACUCGUCAGAAGGAACCUAUCGGCGGUUGAUUGUCUGACAUACAACCAUCCGACAUUUCAUUGGAGUCUAUGUGAAGGCUCUGUUAGGAAGGUCAUGUGCAGCAACAAAACCUAUACAGAUUUAACAGCAAAGGCGAAAGUUAUUGACCAAUCAGAAAACACGUGGCGAACUGGCAUAGCUCAUUGUUUGGAAUAUAACAUGUACCCAGCGUCACAACACAGCAUAAUUAUUGGUGGAUUUGGAAACGUUCAAAGUCAGCCGUACUGGACAGGAGUAAUAAGAGCGCACACAUUAGUGAGACGAUCGACAAAAGACAAUGUUACAUCGACCCCAGAGGAGGGAUAUGCAUGGAUAAACGAUACUGAUCAAACAAUCUAUCUGUCAUUCUUCGGAGUUAAACAAAGUAUAUGUUUCAAAGCGAAUGCUACACCACUUUCUACGACAACGAUAUUUCAGACACAAUAUUCAACGCACAGCACCUACGCCAACCAUGUUGAGGAUCAAAGUUCGACCAACGUUGAUCCGAAUAGUGUUGGUGUUGGUGUCGGUGUGUCAGUUGCGGUUCUAUUCACAGUAGGUGGAGCCGUGAUUAUUAUUGCAAUUAAAAGGAGAGGCAAUCUAAACUGUUGGAAGAAACAUUAUAAUGCCCAAAAUAUUCCAAACGGCUCUACUGAUGUGUUUUGUGUUAAUCCGACCACUGGCAAAGUUGCUGACGGUAUAGACAACCAUAACUAUUUCGUACUUGAGAAAUGCACAAUAUCAGAUGCAGAUAACAGCAUUAACCUUACUUCAAUAAGUACUGAAAAUGACGAUAAUUACAAUUCUAUAAAUGAGAUCGACGAACCAUACGCACGUGUUGAAGAUGAUAACUACGACUACACAACUAAUACCAGUGAAGCUUUAAGAACGACCAUGACUCCAAGUAAUGUGUAUAUUAAACUGGGGAAUGCCCUACCCAUGUACACUAAUCACGCGGGUAGGAACAUGCAUGGAAUCAGUCAAAAUAUGGCUCAGGAACCUGACAAUGAUUACAACAUCACACCAAUUGUAAUGUCUAUACAAGCAAAAAUGGCGCACGUUGACGAAUGCGAUUAUGAUCACAUCAGACACCCAAUUAUCGCAACUCAGAACAAAACGACGAAAAGGAUGGGUGAAAACACAAACGAAUAGUAUGUUAUCAACAGUGCUUGACUAAAGAAAGUUUCGAGUGAUACUAAUGACUAUACACAUUUACCCGAAUGUUAACAGUAUUCGACCAUUAACUCAUCAUGACAAUCAAUUAUGGCAUCCACGCUAACGACAGAGAACCAGCAGUAUAACAUGGCGUAUAUGAAGCAAAGCCUGUGGCUUUCCUGUCACUAUCGUAACAAAAACUCAUCAUUUAAUAUACACAUCAUGAGUUCUGUCAAAGUUAAAACACUAUUUGUUUAUGCAUAUUGUUUUUGGCCUGUCUGUAUGUCUGUCCGUCUGUCCGUCUGUCUGUCUGUCUGUCUGUCUGUCCCAAAACUUUAGCCUUGCUCAUAAAAUGAAAACUCUUGGGUCUAUGUUCUUUAAACUUCACAUAUGCAUGCAUCUCAUUGAGAUCUACAAUCUAACAUGUUUUGUGGUCACGUGGUCAAAGGUCAAAGUCACUGUGACCUAAACAUUAAAAAAAAAAAUCUACACUGGCUGCCGUGCGGCUUCAAAGCGCAGUAGGGGGCAUUGUGUUUCACAAUCACAGUUCUUGUGUUGUUGUUUUUUAAAUUAAAACACUAUUUACUUGGUUCGUAAUUGUAGAACUUGAUGUAAAUAUAAACCUUAGUAGCCAAGACUUAGUUUAUAUACCAAUAUACGAUUACAACUACUAUAUUGAUUACUAAAACCAAUUAACAGCAUUUUCAUACCAAUAUAAACGCCCCAACAUGGUUAAGGUAAACACUAUUACGUACGAAACGACAUAUGGCAUAUUGCACACAUACAUAUAAAAUGGAAUGUUUUGGUUUUCAGUGUAAGGUCGUAUCAUCAUUUUAUGAUCAUUUUAAAAUAAACAUUCAAAUAGCUUACUUUAAGCGGGUGUGUAAUGUCAGUAUUAAAUGUAGUCGUCAAUUUACUUUAACAUAAAUCGCACUCGAGUAGUUAAUUAACUCAAACUCAUAUAUUUUCGUGAACAUUGUUUAAAAAUGAAAUAUAAAAUAAUGUUAUGAAUAUGCAAAAUGCAAAUUACAUCAAUAUGCAUAUUAUUCAGGCUCUUAUAACCUACUUUCUUCAUAAAAGAGCUAAUAUAAACCGUAUGCCGACAAAAGUUCAUGGCAAUAACGUAUUUUAAGUUGUCUUCAUAGUCAUCAUCGAAUUGCUGUUUGAAUGCAAUUGACUUCGUCAAUAUCUAAUACAUUUAACAAUUAAACACACACCGGAAUGCAAUAAACUAUUUGUUCAUAAGAUGUCUACAAAGAUACACCACGCGUAUGACAUGAACACAACAUCUCGCGUAAAACAAACUAAUGCAACGUUUGCAUGCUUCCAGAUGGUUUAACAGGUGGAGUGGAUGAAUCGAUGAUUAGGUCAUAUGCCAUUUGGAUAACAUAAUAAAACUUGGCACCAAUCCUAUGUGAAACGUUCAAACCUUAUAAUUUCAGUCGAGCUAGAUUAAAAUGAUCAGUUUAGCAUUCACUGUUAAUCUCUCAUGAACCGCUUAUAGUUAAUGACAAUUGUUUAUUGAUUGCACCAAUCCUAUGUGAAACGUUCAAACCUUAUAAUUUCAGUCGAGCUAGAUUAAAAUGAUCAGUUUAGCAUUCACUGUUAAUUUCUCAUGAACCGCUUAUAGUUAAUGACAAUUAUUUAUUGAUUGCACAUUUAUAAAUUGAUUUUUGUAAUGCAUGCGAUUCUCACUUAAUAGUAAGGAAGAAAGUCAUGGGACUCGUUAACCACUGCAUGACUGGUUUGUCUUAAAGGUGCCUUUUCACAGAUUUUGGCAUUUUUUAACUUAUUCAUUAAAUGCUUUAUAUCGAUAAAUGUAAACAUUGGAUCGUAAAAGCUCCAGUAAAAAAUCAAGAAUAAAAUUAAAAACAGGAAAAGAACAUUGCCCGGACCAGGUUUCGAACCAGUGACCCCUGGAGUCCUGCCAGAGUCCUGAAGUAAAAACGCUUUAGCCUACUGAGCUAUUCCGCUGAGUACACUUACUUGACGUAUUUUAUACCUUAUAUAAGCAAUCUUCGUAGUUUCACAAAAUUUAACGACAAAAACAGAACUCUCCAAAUUAUUCAAUCGUUUCGCGUUGCAACGCUUUAUAAUUUUUAGGUUUUAAAAUCGUUAAAAGAUGCAUAUAAUGGCUAUAUUAGACCAUGGUAAAUGUUCAGUAGUACUGUUUCCUCACAAAUAUCAUAACUAAAACGAAAAUUUGCGAAUCUGAAACAACUUUUUUCAAUUUUGUCAAUUUACCAAAGCGUGAAAAGAUCCCUUUAAACGACGGUACAAUUUUUAAAGAUAAUUUAUUGAAUAAAGUACCUAGAUUAUAAACAUUUUGUAGUUUAACUUUGAAAAUUCAAGUGCCUUUGUCAUCUGAGUUUUGAUCUGUAUUGUACUAGUAGUUGUAGAGACUGUUUUCUUGUCGAAGUUAUUAUUAUAUGUUUCCAUGUAUAUAAUUAUCAUAACUUUGUAUUUUACAAAUUUUAAAUCCAUUUGUAUUACAGUGUGUUUGUGUACAAGCUUGUCAUAUAUCACAUGGCCUAUGUUUGUGCAGUUGUGUACCGUUCCCGAAUAAAGGACCACUCAGUGUUAA